This is a messenger RNA of Rotaria sordida, 1200 nucleotides long. The record is from the annotation of a GenBank genome assembly. NCBI's taxonomy places the organism in Eukaryota, Metazoa, Rotifera, Eurotatoria, Philodinida, Philodinidae.
AUGCAAAAAUUAAUUAAUUAUGUACGAAAUUGUAAUGAAUUCACAUUUGAUACUGAAGGUGAAAAAUCAACCAAACAAUUAGCAUUAAUUCAAAUUCAAGCAAUACCUCAACAAUUACCAUUUUUUGUUAUAUUAGUAGAACUUGCACAUUUACCACCAAUUCAUUCAUUAAUUCAUUUGCAAAUUAAACAAUUAUUUGAAUUAAUUUUUACAUUUAGAAACGACAUAUUAUUGGGAACCAUUACCCUGUCAAAUGGUCGUAAUAUUAUUAUUAAUGAUAUUAAUUCUGAGGGACAAAUGAAUUUAUUAUCAAAAUGUACUUGUCAUAAAUCAAGUCCUUAUCGUCCUAAUGAACCAUGGGCAUUACAACAAGCUUUAAUUUAUACAUAUGGAAUGUUUAUUGACAAGUCAAUUACUGUUAAUGAAUGGACAAUGGAAUUAGAUCCAAUGUACUCAACCUUGUCAACAUCAAAAAGAAAUAAAAUGAUACAUUACGCUAUAUAUGAUUGUUUUACAGCAACAUGUUUACUUCGACCUGUUACAUUAUAUUGGACAUUUCAACAGGUAACAAAGAUUAAUAUUCUUGAUUCAUUUCAGGCACUACUAUCAUCAACACAAGCUAAUAACAACCCAACAAAUACAAAUAUUAAACAACAAAUAAUUAAGAAUAUUAAUGAUGAUAUUGAAUUAAUUCCCGAUGAUGAUGAUGAAAUAACAGUUAAUCAAUCAAUAUCAGAUGAUGAUAAUGAACCAAAUUCAGCAUUGCCACCAAACGAUAAUGAUUUACGUGUCAACAACCAUGAUAUGGUUGAUCAUCUCAGUGAUUAUGAACAGCAACAACAAUCUUUAACCAAGAAACGUCAAUUAAAUAGUCGAACACGAUCAGCUGAAGCUCGAAAACGACGAAAUCGAAAAAGAAAUGUUUAUUUCCGAAUGCAACGUUAUAGAUAUUUUAUCAUUCGUCCAUUCUACUGUAGAUUUACAAUGAAACUAGUUCGACAUAUUCUUGCUGAAUACAGUAUUUAUUAUACUCAUGUCAAACCGGUUGAUGAUUUAUUACUUAUUGGUGUAAAAGACAAAAUAAUUGAACCACGAAAUGAUCGAAGAUUACCCGGUGAUAUAUUUGAUCGACGUUAUUAUUAUUUGUUUCGUCGUCGAGCUCAAUAUUUAUCAAGAAGAUCAAAUGAUAUACAAGAGUAA